GUAACUCCCAGUUUCUUCAACGGUUUUCUUGAAACUAGUAUUGAAUCUUUGCGGCUUUCGGUGGAAAAAGAAGUAAAUGGAAUCAUUGGACGUGAAGAACUGAUCAACCGGCUUAUGGAAAAAAAAAUAUAUCUGGAAAAACUAUUACAGAACGAAUCAUUCGGAAAUCCGAUAGAGCUGUCUUCUGGGAGCUCCAACCGUGGUCACGGCUUAAAUGUCGAGACAAAUUUAUUUGAAGAGCCAACUCAGCAAUUCAAUGGAACCAAGCAACAGGCAAGGCCUGUAUCGUUUGAAGAAAAACAAUCUCAUAUGCCUGCAGAUGUUAUUUCAAUAUUGAAUGUCACAGCUUGUCCACAACUGCCACAAACAGUUAUUUCGCCGAAUUCGUUCCAUGCGAGUUCAUGCUUAGAGGAUACAA
This is a messenger RNA of Anopheles nili, 418 nucleotides long. RefSeq lists its product as uncharacterized. The annotation marks the transcript as partial. Lineage: Eukaryota; Metazoa; Arthropoda; Insecta; Diptera; Culicidae. The record is from RefSeq and is a predicted model, not a curated record. The transcript is spliced from 3 exons.